AGUCAAAAGACGAGCCAGCAGCGGCCUGUGUUCUUCCUUCUCCGUUCAGAUAUACAACAUCACAGAAAAAGCUGCAAAACGCAAAAGCGUAUAAAAAGCCCAGAGAUGUUUUGACUGGGUCUCCCUCCCCAAUCUGGUUCCCCCUCUUGAAUCACUAUCCAAUCUGCUCCCUCCACGUGGCGGAACCCCACUUCGUUUCCCCUCCCUCCUUGCAACGGCUAGUCCCCACCCCCAACCACCUUCUUCCCGCUUCUUUUCUCUGCUCUCUCUCUCCCCUCCGCAUCUAUAAAUUCACUCGCAUCUUCAUCUUCACCAUAAUCAAUUCCCGCGGUGACAUCGUCCACCUCCAUUCGAUAAAUUUUGAUUUUUUUUUUCUCCUCUUUUUUGCGUCAAGAAUCAAUCAGAACAACCAUCCCACCAUGACCAAGAUCGGCACCCUCCGUCGGUUCAUCCUCCCUUGUUUCGCCGCCCCUCCCUUGGCUGCCCCGCCAACCGCCGCCCCCACUGCCGCCAAGAAACGCAUAAGCACCUCGCUUCGAGACGACAUUUAUGACGACCCCAAAGUUCAAGAACCCCAUCUGGACCUUGAUCGGCUUCGGAAGGGAAGUGAGGAUGUCGAAGAUGAUGGAUCCGUGGGAAACGCCACCGGCUCAACAUCCCCAGUGUCUGUGGCGCCGCCACGCCCCUCCAAGACCAUGGUGAUCGGGACAAUCUUCGGCCCACGCCGCGGGCACGUGUGGUUCUGCGUGCAGCACGACCGCCUCUCCACGAAGCCCUCCCUCCUCCUCGAGCUCUCGAUCCCAACCCAGCAGCUUGUCAAGGAGAUGCAGUCGAGCGAGCUCGUUCGGAUUGCCCUCGAGUGCUCGGCCAAGUCGGACCCUGCGCUCGGUUCUUGCCCUCUGCGGUCCGUGCCCAUGUGGACCCUCUCCUGCAACGGGCGGAAGCUCGGCUUCGCCACGAAGAGGAAGGCGAGCGAACAGAACCGGUUGAUGCUCAAGACAAUGCAGUCGAUGACAGUCGGCGCUGGAGUCAUACCAUCUGGGAUGGGCUCGGCAAGCUCCGAGGAGAUCACGUACAUGCGGGCGAAUUAUGAGCACGUCGUCGGCAGUGCCAACUCAGAGUCCUUCCAUCUGAUUAACCCAGACGACUGCCCGGGUCAAGAACUCAGCCUCUUCUUGCUCAGGACUCGAUAAUUAUACGAAUAUUCGGAGUAUUCCGUAAGGCGAGGAUCAAGUCAAUAUCUUUUAAAAUCCCGAUUUUUUUAUGGAGCGCGAAGUCGAGAAUCUUCGUGCGAGUUGGCUUAGCCUAGUUCACUGAUUUAGAUAGAGAAGUUCAACCCAGAUUUGAUUUGCUUUUAGAAUUGAUACUCAAGAAGUUUUGGGUAUUCAAGAAGGCGGGUCACUGUGAGGGAUACGUAACUUUAUGUGGAUGUUUGUUGACUGGCAUACAUGGUGGCCUAGAAGAAGAAAGCUUAUUCAAGUGCAAAGAGAAAGUUAAUUUUUCUUUUUUUUUUUAGUCUUGUGGUGAUUUCUGUAGUUUUUUUCUAGAUUGAUGCUGAGAUUCUUCUCUGGAAUCUUGUAAAUUUUGUUGACAGUGAAAUGAAAUACCAGAAAUCUUCCUCAUUUUAACCCCAAAAGACUCUAAAUUAGUUAUAACCUUUUAUCCGGAUCGGUUUGCUCGUCGUAGCCGGGAAGAAUUGCAUUCAUUUGCGUUCUUGAUGAGCAGAUUUAGCAUAUCGUUAGCAAAAAUACGAGAACUGCGGUCAUUUCAAUUUUGUUCUGUUGCCCCUUCCAGAAGAUAAAGAAUGGUGGCUGAAACAAACUGGUAGAUUCUAAUUUUGGUACACGGUAUGAUCUCUAAUCACGUAUUCUUGCUAAUCAGGUUUUAUCGGCGAAAUUUAAAUCUGGGUUUGCUUGUGGAAAGCCAAAGAUAUCAACUUGAACUACUGGUCAUCCCCACUUUAAGCAUCACUUCAGUGGCUCUCGUAGCAGCAGCAUCACUAGCCCUCAAAAUUAAGGCUAAGUGGAAUCGAAUCCCGAGUACUUUCCAGCAUUUUGGUAUUUUAAAUCCCGAAAUCGAGCUCAGCGAUUCCAUCCUGCUUAGAGGUAGUUCCUCCCUAACAUUGGGUAGGGAAGUUGAUUCUUUCUGCAGAUUCGUUGCACUGAAAAAAGGAAAAACAAACAUUGAAAGAGCCAAA
Molecule: messenger RNA, 2197 nt
Organism: Rhodamnia argentea
Lineage: Eukaryota; Viridiplantae; Streptophyta; Magnoliopsida; Myrtales; Myrtaceae
Product: protein MIZU-KUSSEI 1
Exons: 1
Coding region: 420-1193 (257 amino acids)
Biological process (GO): hydrotropism
Source: RefSeq, a predicted model, not a curated record